AUGAAUGUCUGUGUUGCCCUGACAGAACCUCCAGCACAUAUAAAUGUCUGUGUUGCCCUGACAGAACCUCCAGCACAUAUGAAUGUCUGUGUUGCCCUGACAGAGCCUCCAGCACAUAUGAAUGUCUGUGUUGCCCUGACAGAACCUCCGGCACAUAUGAAUGUCUGUGUUGCCCUGAUAGAGCCUCCAGCACAUAUGAAUGUCUAUGUUGCCCUGACAGAGCCUCCAGCACAAUUGAAUGUCUGUGUUGCCCUGACAGAACCUCCAACAUAUAUGAAUGUCUGUGUUGCCCUGACAGAACCUCCAGCACAUAUACAUGUCUGUGUUGCCCUGACUGAACCUCCGGCACAUAUGAAUGUCUGUUUUGCCCUGACAGAGCCUUCGGCUGUCUGUGUUGCCGUGACAGAACCUCCGGCACAUAUGAAUAUCUGUGUUGCCCUGACAGAGCCUCCGGCACAUAUGAAUGUCUGUGUUGCCCUGACAGAACCUCCGACACAUAUGAAUGUCUGUGUUGCCCUGACAGAACCUCCGGCACAUAUGAAUGUCUGUGUUGCCCUGACAGAACCUCCGGCACAUAUAAAUGUCUGUUUUGCCCUGACAGAACCUCCGGCAUAA
Molecule: messenger RNA, 615 nt
Organism: Candidula unifasciata
Lineage: Eukaryota; Metazoa; Mollusca; Gastropoda; Stylommatophora; Geomitridae
Source: the annotation of a GenBank genome assembly